Molecule: messenger RNA, 4856 nt
Organism: Phytomonas sp. Hart1
Lineage: Eukaryota; Euglenozoa; Kinetoplastea; Trypanosomatida; Trypanosomatidae
Source: the annotation of a GenBank genome assembly
GAAGCAGAUGACUCUUUUCUAUGAGAAAGGGAUGUGUCUUGCUGAAUAGAUCUUUAUGAAUAGUCACCUAGAAAAUCAUCUACUUUGAGCAUGUCUCGCAUCAUGAUUUAAUUGCUGCUAACCUGACCAAAAUCAAUAUGGCUUAUGUGAAGAUUUUGAAUUUUAUCAUCGAUUGAAUCGAUCUGAGCUCGUAAAAGCUGAUUAACAAGAGUUUUAGGGAAGAACAGAUUGAUAAAAUAUUACUUGGUCCUGAUAUUAAAGAUCAGGUGCAAUUGGUAACGCAACAACUACUCUAUUUUGUGAGGAUUUUUGUUAGGCAUAUUGUAAAUUAUACAAGUUGAGAAUAUAGAUUGUGUGUCCUGAAUAUUCGCGGUAGCUGAAAUGGUUAAAAAGCUGUCGGGUAGCUGGGAUUUGGACAAACAUGAAAAUCUUUGACAGGGCGCAUUUCUGUUUUCAAUUACCUAAUGUCACAGUUAAGAAGGUGCACCCUUGAAAUCGGUCCUUGGAAACUGGAAUGUAUUGCAGCCUACUGAGAUACAUUAGCUGAUACUUUCGGCUUUGAUUUAGAACUAUUUAAAACACAGAAGCCUAUCACCUUUUUAAGGAUUCUUGUAUAAUAUUCUUCUAUUAUUAUCUUUUAUUGCUUAGUUAUACCCUAGUGUGCCUUAGCAGAUGAAAUUAUACUCCUCCAGUUUUUCUUUUUUGUGUGUUGUCUGUUUUUUACUUUAAACUCACAUCCGUGGUCGAUGUCAUGUACAAAUUAUUCUAUAUCUAGUCUUUUAUUUACCCUUUGAUUUAAAAUAGAUAUUAUAAGCAUAGAUUUUUCUUUAUUAAAACAGAAAAAUAACACUCCCUUUAUAAAUAUAUUAAUUUUUUCUUCAGGGGGGGAGGGGAAUUAGGUGUUAAGCCACGCACAGUGUUGGAUAUUUCUGUAAAUGAACGAUACACUCCAGAGUUCACGUGAAGUGCGUGCAACUAUAGAGAAUUCUAUCGUUGCUGAAAUAGGUGUGUGCACCGCUGGACGGUGCCCGAACCCAAGCAGCUCUGGGCAUGUGUACUCCCAUCUUUCAGCGUUAAUGACACGCGAUAGUACAAGGUGCAUUCCAGAUGUUAUCCCUGUGGGUGAUUUGGUAUGGCCGUCACCAUUACUUUCGAUGUGGAAAAAGAUGUGUUACAGCUCCUUUGCUGGCAUAUUUCCUUUUAUCUCUUGUGUGUGGCUAGCUGUGGAUAACCGCCUCAUUCUUUGGAACUAUCGCAGUGAAAGAGAGCUUUGUCAAUAUGAAGAGAUUCCAGAGCUCAUUGUUGCCGUAGGAAAUCCUGUCCGACCGCAAAAGGACAUUUUUCAACUCCAUAUUACCUAUGUGCUCCCUGUGGCUACUUCUGAAGUUGUUUAUUUACUUGGUGUGUGUAUAGGAAAUGAGGCAGAAUUGUCUGAAGUAAGGCUAAUUAAUCUGGGGUACAGUGUGAUGGCACCUUCUUUGUUAACAAAAAUUAUUGGGAUAGAAGAAAAUGGAAGAAUUUUUUGUGCUGGAUCAGAUGGGAAUUUGUACGAGCUGCGAUAUGUUCGUGAAAGCACAUCAUUCAUCCCAAGAAUACGAAUGGUAUGUUUUUCCUUUUUCCUUUCAAAAUGGCCCGUACUAGGACAGAUUACGUCGCUGAUAGGCACAAUGAAGCAAACGUGGACCGGGCCCAACGCAGGGUUAUGCGACAUUAUCGUCGACAAGCGUCAUGACUUGCUGUUUAGUCUGGACGAACGAAGCGCUAUAAGCGUCUGGCGCAUCUUGCCGAACGAUCUUAAAUUUCUAAAAUCGCUUACUCACCAACCAAGCAGUUAUCUUCCAUCUAAUAUUUCCCACAUUCAGUCGUUCUCACCACUAUGUAAAUUGUUCGUAAUCGAUCCGGAUCACGAUGGUUGCACGCUCACCGCUAUUGCUGUUUCCGGGGAACAGUUUCGUUAUCACUAUACAGACCAUUAUGCGGGAAAUCAAAGCGUGGACUUUAUGUUACGGGGAUAUGUCCCUUCGCACUGUAAAGCUUCACGCGAAGUAGGGGUCUGCUACGCCAGCGGUUCCGUUGUUAUUCUAGCAAACUCUUCAGAGAAUUCAGCGGAUGAGCUCGUUGUAAUUUCUUCUCCAAAAGCCAUCAUGGAGCCGCAUAGCAAGUUUCGAAACAUUGUAACAACCUUCGACUCGUCUGAAUCUCGAAUCAUACGUGUAGAUGCCAUUGAGAUGAUAUUCCCGGUGGAGGCCUGCAUGAGUCCUAAUGAUCUCUGUGCCCAGGUGAAUCACCCCCCUCCAAUUUUUGCGGUCGUGCAUCGACACGGGCUCUCCUUCUUUCUACAAAUGCGUCCGGUUGACUCUCUUUACACAAUCAUGAGCAUGUCCGAUGUGAAAAAUCGUGAGGGACUCUUACAACGUUUUGCGUCGAUUUACAACGUCGUGGACUACACUGCAAUGCUACUUCAAAUAGUGAUUAACGCAGUUAAUAUUAGCCACUUUAUUUGCCGGCCUUUCACAUCAGACAGCUUUAACAAACUUUCGGCAAGCACUAUUGGCACAUCAACCCAAGCUGGAGGACUCACAUUUGACCAUUUAGGUACAAUUCUAUUGAACUGUAAUUCCUCCACACCUAAACACCUCGCACGGGAGCUAUUACGAAGUGCAGUCCUUCCGUCUACACAAAGUAAUCUACCUGAUGCUUCGGGGACUAGACAGAUAGUUAUCGUUCUUUCACUUUACUCAAGUGCUGUGGUCGCCUAUAUAGCACGUGCACUUUACGACGUCUGGGAUGUUCUCCUCCACAAAUUGUCGCAAGAAAAUUUGAAAACAAUUGAAACAGUUUUUUCCCUUUUAGUUCGUUUUCUUGAAAGUACUGAUUUGGCGACCUACAGUGAAGAAGGUCUUCGAAUCGAUAUCCCUCAUCGAUGGGAACUCAACAAAGUUGUGGUGUCGCUACCAGCUGGCACUAAUCUUUCCCCUUAUGUUGUUAAUAAGUUUCAAAUGAUUAUGUUAUUUCAGGCCUACCAAAUCGCUCGAAAAACCCUACAAACUGCUCUGCUUUUACAUCAAACACGCUUCCUUUCACUUCGUUCUGAAGACCGUUUCUUAACUUUUGGCCAAGUUGUUCGUGACGAAAUGGUCGCCAGGCGACUGGGCCAGUACUACACCCAAUUGAUUCUGUCUUCACAACAGGGCAUUGGGUCUGCCGUAAGCCAGCAAGUACACUCAUUUGUUGAUCUUCAAAAACGAUGCCCGUACUUCUUCGAUAGCAUUGAAACGCAGGAGUUAAAGGUACAGUCGGAAAUUGCGAUGCUUACCCGCGGCGGCAGUCUCGACACGCUAACGGUCUCGCAGUUAGACCAAUGGAUGACCUCGGUUGCUCCGCGUGCGGGUUCUUACUGGUUGUCUGGUGCACUCCAGACGAUUUGUCAGCAGCUCAAAGAUCUCAAACGGGAAGAUCUUGCCGUACAACUCUUGCUUCACGCGGCGAGGCAGUUGGACCCAAGAAGCGCCUCACUACCACUUUAUCUUGCUGAGCGAAGCGGACGCCUAGUGCAGGAAAAUGUCAGUACACCACUUUACGCCCUUUACCAAAACAAGUACCGUACGCUACAACUGGUAGCUUCGGUUUUGGAGUCAUCUUGGUUGAGUCAUCGUAGUGUCAUUGAUAUCCUUCUCGGUAGUCCACAUAAAUCUGGAGCAAUAUGGGAAGUUGAGCCUAGUGAUGAGUUUGCGCACUACUAUUUGCUUGAUUGGAUGCGUGCACCACGGGAUGAUACGAUUCUCACACAAGCUCUUCGAGAUACCCUUGUAGCGGCGCGCUCCCCAUUUCUCGAAAAAUAUCUUACCCAAAAUUCAGCACUUCUGGGUGAGGAAUACGCACACUAUCUGCACCGCAUGAAACACGACUAUAAGGCUGCCAUUGAGCACAGCGUGGUACUUGCGCAGUCUCCACUUCUUCAGAUUCCUCGUGCCGAUCGCCUAUCUUACCGGAUGCGUUGCCUGAACAAGGCACGAGAAUGUGCUUGUGAAUGCGGUUCGGGGCAAAUUCAACAAAUUGAGCAACUCCUUUCGCUCUUAGAGGCCCAACAGCGACUCCUAAAAAUAGUCACCGAUUACAUUGGCUCGGGUCAGAUGCAUCUAGACAAAACUUGGCAGGUAGGCGGUCGCAUGGUGACUGAACGGGAUCUGGUCUUGAAACAUGCAGAACAGCUCUCUGAGAGUGUCUGCUCUGUGAGUGAGAUUCUUGAAAUCGGUGGGAUGUACACGUCUUACGGAGGUGCGGAGGUGCAACUUGAUGUACUUGUAAGCUCAAAUGUUAGUGACUCAUGUGUAUUUGCAAUGUGUAUCCUGCGAGCCUAUCAAUUCCAUGAUGAUAAUAUGGAGGACCUUACACAACGUCUUAUUGAACGUUAUUAUAAGAAGAACGUUAUAUUCCCAAUACCAACUGUGAUUCAAGUGCUAGAGGCGUGCUAUUAUGUCAAAUUCCCACAAGGCUGUCUUUCGGCGGCUAAAUUACUAUUAGAGCUUGGUGUCGAUAUCAAGGUUCUUUUUUAUUCAUACCAAGAUUUAAUCGAAGAACGGUAUCAAGACGCGGCCAUGUGUGAGGCAUUCACUCGGGCUGGUGUUACAAGCGCGUAUCUUGUCCACUCGUUAGCCUUUGUUCUUUAUGAAAUGGCUAGGGCAGCGCGACGAGGUACCCUUCGAUUUACAGUAGUAGCUCAGGCAAUGCGAGUGGUGCAGGAUUAUAUAUCCUUAUGCUCUAGCAGCCAAGCAAUUGAGAAUACUGAACGCCAAGCUUUGAGUGAAGCCGAAAAUUAUCUUCGUCUCUCAGACAACAUUAUUAAUGCCGGCUAA